Molecule: messenger RNA, 915 nt
Organism: Phycomyces blakesleeanus NRRL 1555(-)
Lineage: Eukaryota; Fungi; Mucoromycota; Mucoromycetes; Mucorales; Phycomycetaceae
Exons: 8
Coding region: 1-915 (304 amino acids)
Source: RefSeq, a predicted model, not a curated record
AUGAAUCGCAGCAUCCAAACUGAAUAUAAUGAGCGUCAAGAAGAAGGUGAUCAGAGACUCAUCAAGCUACGUCAGUUGGGGAAGCUUGACAUAAGUGUAUUGGAGAACAGCGAGUGUGUUUUUCUUUUUAGAUUUACAUAUGCACAGAUUCAAUCAAUGGUUGUAAUUCUUGAAUUAGGGGAAAAGGUGUACUUCCGUGAAAACACCCCACAGCAAUACUCUCUUCCGACGAAAGAUGCCCUUUCGAUACUAUUUCGUCGAAUGACUUAUCAUGCUAGAUUGAAGGAUCUUUCGAUAGUGUUUGGAAGAUCCGAAAGCACUAUAAGUGAAGUAUUCAAUGGCAUGAUCAAUAAGCUUGUGCAGAAGUUUGGACCCGCUCUUUUAUUUGACUAUCGCCAGUUUCGUAAAGAAAACCUUGUGUGCUUUAGCCAAGCAAUCCGUAGAGCAGGGGCACCUGUAGAGCACUGUGUUGGGUUUAUAGAUUGUACAUUUAUAAGAACAGCACGACCACGCAAGUUUCAACAGAGUGUCUAUAGUGGGCAUUACAGAGGCCAUGGCCUGAGAUACCAGGCUGUUGUAACUCCAGAUGAAGACAUAAUGAAGGAAACAUUUGAUAUCCGAGGCGAAGGUGGUCCAUGUUAUCAUCUAUACGGGGACAAGGCGUACGCAAGCUCAUUGUAUAUGAUGCGUCCCUUUAAACGAUAUUCUCCAAACCCAGAUCACAAGGAUGUGAAUACAGCCAUGCCAAGUUUGCAGCGUAUCUUUCUUCGCCCUGCCGGAUCCUACUACCUUGUUGCGACAUUCUUAAAGAAUUUGCACAAUUGCUUCAACAGAAGAAAUCAGACCAGUAAGAGGUUUGGUGUUGCUCCUCCAACACCAACAGAGUACAUUGAUGGCCUUUUGGGAAAUACUUAA